CUUUGGAGUUUGAUACGAUGAUUAGAAUAUAACCAAAGGGGCAGGCGGAAUCCGCCAUAAUCAAGGAACCUUUUUCCGGGUGGGGAACCUCCGAAAUUACUCAGUGAGCAACCCUAAUUAACCUGAUUUUUUGCUGAUAAUCACUCUCAAUGGAAUCAAAUCACAAAUCCGGGGAUGGAUUGAGCGGCACCCAGAAGGAAGCGGCCCUCCGCGCACUGGUCCAGCGCACAGGAUAUAGCUUGGUCCAGGAAAAUGGACAAAGAAAGUACGGUGGUCCUCCACCAGGCUGGGAUGCUGCACCCCCAGAAAGGGGCUGUGAGAUUUUUAUUGGAAAACUUCCCCGGGACCUUUUUGAGGAUGAACUCAUACCAUUGUGUGAAAAAAUUGGUAAAAUUUAUGAAAUGAGAAUGAUGAUGGAUUUUAAUGGCAACAACAGAGGCUAUGCGUUUGUAACAUUCUCAAAUAAGCAAGAAGCCAAGAAUGCAAUCAAGCAACUUAAUAACUACGAAAUUCGGAAUGGGCGUCUCCUAGGGGUCUGUGCCAGUGUGGACAACUGCCGGCUGUUUGUGGGAGGAAUCCCCAAAACCAAGAAGAGAGAAGAAAUUUUAUCAGAGAUGAAAAAGGUCACGGAAGGAGUUGUUGAUGUCAUCGUCUACCCAAGUGCAGCAGAUAAAACCAAAAACCGGGGAUUUGCCUUUGUGGAGUAUGAGAGUCACCGUGCAGCCGCCAUGGCUAGGAGGAGGCUACUGCCAGGAAGAAUUCAGCUGUGGGGACAUCCUAUUGCAGUAGACUGGGCAGAGCCAGAAGUCGAAGUUGAUGAAGACACGAUGUCUUCAGUGAAAAUCCUGUACGUAAGGAACCUUAUGCUGUCUACCUCGGAAGAGAUGAUUGAAAAAGAAUUCAACAGUAUUAAACCAGGUGCUGUGGAACGGGUGAAGAAGAUCCGAGACUAUGCUUUUGUACAUUUCAGUAACCGAGAAGACGCAGUUGAAGCUAUGAAAGCUUUAAAUGGCAAGGUGCUGGAUGGUUCCCCAAUUGAAGUGACCUUGGCCAAGCCAGUGGACAAGGACAGUUAUGUUAGGUACACCCGGGGCACAGGUGGCAGGAACACCAUGCUGCAAGGAGAAUACACCUACCCUCUGGGCCAUGUUUAUGACCCCACCACAACCUACCUUGGAGCUCCUGUCUUCUAUACCCCCCAAGCCUACGCGGCCAUUCCAAGUCUUCACUUCCCAGCUCCCAAAGGGCAUCUCAGCAACAGGACCCUCAUCCGGGCCCCUUCUAUCAGAGAAAUUUACAUGAAUGUCCCUGUAGGGGCUGCGGGAGUGAGAGGACUGGGCGGCCGUGGGUAUUUGGCAUACACAGGCCUGGGUCGUGGCUACCAGGUCAAAGGAGACAAGCGAGAAGACAAACUUUAUGAUCUUCUACCUGGGAUGGAACUCACCCCAAUGAAUCCUGUCUCUUUAAAACCACAAGGAAUUAAACUUGCUCCUCAGAUACUAGAAGAAAUCUGUCAGAAAAAUAACUGGGGACAGCCAGUGUACCAGCUGCAUUCUGCCAUUGGACAGGACCAAAGACAGUUAUUCCUAUACAAAGUAACUAUCCCAGCGUUGGCCAGCCAGAAUCCCGCAAUCCAGCCUUUCACACCUCCGAAGCUAAGCGCCUAUGUGGAUGAAGCGAAGACGUACGCUGCAGAGCACACUCUGCAGACCCUCGGCAUCCCCACAGAAGGAGGCGACACUGGGUCUGCAGCGGGCACAGUCACACCCGCCACUGUGUUCCCAGGAUAUGCUGUCCCCAGUGCCACUGCCCCUGUGUCUGCAGCCCAGCUCAAGCAAGCGGUGACGCUUGGACAAGACUUAGCGGCAUAUACAACCUAUGAGGUCUACCCUACUUUUGCAGUGACUACCCGAGGAGAUGCAUAUGGAGCCUUCUGAAGACCCUUUCCUUCUAAGAAUAAGACUCACAGAAUGCUCAGUAGAAGAUACCAACCUCUAACCAGAUCCCUCGUGAUCAUAAGUCAUUCCUUCCCCAAGGCAAGGCCUUUCCUGAGACUGUGUGACUUACUCAUUGUAUUACUCAUGAAAUGUGAAUAGUAUUCUUCAACAAAAUCAAAUGUUAAGGAGCCUUUAGCUUAAAAGAAAUCUGAAGAGCCACUGACAGCAAAAGUUGUUCUUCCAAGGAUCCUGCGUGUCUUGGGAAAGUGAUAAAACCCUAACAAAUUGGUGUAAGCACUCUUCGUACCAGGAGCUGGGGUCAGGCAGAACUAGGCAGUGAAUAGCAAGGCACAGACAGUAAACCCCCUGUCUCAGUUACUGGCUCACAGCUGCUUCAUCACUCACAAAAUCAAAAGAGACCAUAAAAAAGCAGGAGGCUUCAUAAGAGGUAUUCACCAUCAUCUACAGUGUAGGAUAAUUCCAGACCUGAGCUCGUGAAAACUAUCUGAAAUGUUGAAGGUUCCAUUUUCAUUUUUGGUGUGAAAAGUCUCUCCCCUCAGUCUGUCAGAGAUGAGCAUCUUGCUGUUCCUGCAACCUCUGGGGACUUCCUAGAAAUCAAUAUGAUGUGUUUCAAAUAUGCUUGAGACAAAUCUAAGCCCUGUAUUUAUUCAAUACCUUAAGCCACUGUUUUCCUUCAAAAUUCCUACCCUGCCCAAGGCUGCCUGGAUCACAGAAACCAUGCCAGCACUGAGUACUGGAGUGAAAAAUGACGUUUUCUUGUCUGGAAAUCCUGACUUGUCCAUACUAUUUGCUUUCAUCUCAGACUCAUUUUGCUGAACUCAAACACUGGUAAAGUAAAUCAGUCACAUUAUCAUAUUGUCAUAAUCAGAAAUUGGCCAAAAAGUCCUUUCAAAGACAAAAGUGAAUGUGUUUUGUUUUUCUCACUCUGUAGUCCAGGCUGGCCUCAAACUUGUGGUCCUCCUUUCUCUGGCCCCCCUGUGCUGGGAUUGUUGAUACACAAUGCCACAACUAGCUCCAAACAGUUAUAUUAACUUUAGGUUAGCUUUGAAUUCUCUACCCAGUUCAUAUUAAAUCCACCAAGCUUCAUUGUCCUUCCCUUCUUCUGAUCUUCUUUCAGUGUGUGUAGGAGCCCUUACCAUGACUGAGUCCUUUUAUAGUGAAACUGUUCCAAGAAAGACACCCAUCGUGGUUGCUUAGAGACCAUCCCUUCAGAGUGCAGUAAAAGUGUUGCUUGCCAAAAUGUUCCUGAGGAUUCAGAACAUCUGCUAGUGAUGGGGGGUGGAGGGGAGUUCUAUAGCCAGAGACAGAGGUUAUAAGGAUGUGACACUUUGAUACAGAUAAUGUAUGUUCAAAACAGAAAGUCAAAAUCCAGCACUGAAUACAAUCACUACUCUCGUUUUAUUAUUGAUUUAGGAGACAUAGCACUAGAAUUCCCAUUUUAAAAAAAGAAGAAGAAGUGGCCCUUGUGAAAGUCUGUAGAACUCAAGGGCAAACAAACACAAAGGUACAGAAAAUAUUGUCAACUCCUUCCUGGAAUUCUAGAAUCUAAAAUCAGGCCGGAUUCCAACCAAAUCCAGGGAAAUGUCGAUCGUUUUGGAGACUGAAUUAAAUAAUUCACUUUUAUUUAUGUGCAUUGGUGUUUUGCCGGCCUGUAUGUCUGUGUGAGGGAGUCAGAUCUUGGAGUUACAGGCAGUUCUGAGUUGCCAUGUGGGUGCUGGGAAUUGAACCUUGGUCUUCUCAAGAAGCAGUCAGUGCUCCUAGCCACCGAGCCAUCUCUCCAGUCCAACAGUGCCUCCCUCUUAAUCUCAGGUAUCUCCCUAGGGCAACACCCUCCCCCACUUAGGCUUUGAGGUUGCUCUGUUGGUUUGGUUUUGUAGUCUUUGGACUGUGACUUCCUGUUCUCCUGAGUUCAGGUACAGCUGGGAUUAACUGGCUCAGCCGCUGAUUGGUGCAGGACUACAGUGAAUUGAAGGAAUGUAUCACCUCUCUGCCAAGUCCUCUGAGAGCCACCCUCCCUCUGGGGUCCCUCUCACCAGUUUAUCUGGGCCCCAUUUUCCUCUCACUCUCCCUGGGUUGUGGAACUCAGUCCCGCCUUCCUUUGGCGGAACCAGGACCAUCUAAGGCCAGACUGGACGGGGGAUAAGAUAAAAGAUGGCUCUUGGGAAUGUUUGCUUACCCUCCCAAGAUUCCCAGAGCACCAGAAGACUCUCAGAGCUUUUGCUGGUUACCUUUCCUUCAAUUAAGCUAGUUCCCUCAAACUAGAAAGAAUGUCUCGUGUAAAUGUUUCCAUUUUGCCUUUUCCCUUCUGUUUCCUGAAUGUUCCCGAACACAAUUUCCUUCGCAUUUAACUUCACUCUUCCCGUCUCUCUCCAGCUUCCUCGCCCAAACUCUCCCACCUUCUCCUAUACAAGGCUUUCGUCACUUUUUAAUGGAAAAUAGCGUCUACUGGCUAUGUUCCGUAAUGCUCACCCUCCGUUUUAUCACUUUUAUUAAUGGUGACAAUUUUACAGGCUGUACUGAUUGGCCCAACUGUUCAUUCACGACCGAAUGUGUCUUUGUUACUACGCACCCACCCUUCCUCCAGAAACAAGGAAUGCAAACACGCGUGUUUCUCCUCCUCUCUGCAGUGGGCACAGAAUCCAGGCCAGGCACGCCGUACACUUUCCAAACUGAACAUGACUGGGUCUGCUGGAAUCCCCAAAAUAAACCAAUUCUACCCUGAGUGUUUCCGGCACUCCCACACAUCAACAUGAGCGAUGAUUUUUUUUUUUUUUUAAGUCAAAUGAGUUUUCAAGUAUUUCUCCCCAGAAAAAUACCAAAAACUACGCAAAAGUAGAAGACAAAGGUUUAGUUUCUGGAAAACUUUUAACUCUGGCUGUAAGGAACGUGCACAGUGAUCUAAGGUGCUGAUCAGUCGGCACCAGGCUUAUUUACUUGAAACCAUUUGGGUCCUUAAGCAUUUCUGUUUUCUAAGUAUGCUUGUGUUUAUAAAAUUCAAAACUUUAUUUAACAAGCCGUAUCUCCAUGUUUUGGCAGUAAAUGAUUUGCAGUGCGGUCUUCCUACCUUUUGCCAACACACAAUUUUGAAAUUUGUUUUCCACUGUAAUUCCUAGGACGUAUUUGGGAGCUCAAACUGCAAACAUGUCUAUUUAAAUCGGUCAUCAUUAACUUGGGUUAAAUAUUUAAUCACUGGUAUUUUUAGUUCCAUUCUCAUGCAGAAAUCUCUUUUUUUAACUAAUUUUUGUGGCUGCAAUAUAGUCAGAUAUUAUUAUCUCUUAUCUUUUAAUGAGAAGGAGGCUUUAAGCAAACUGUACUUCCAGUUUCCAGGUGUUGACAAUCUCUUGCUUCUUUUCAUUUUCUUGUUAUUUAUAUGGAUUUAUCUAGAGUACCAAAAGAAAGAUAACUAAAAAAACAGUAUUAAAGAAUGUGCAUAUAGUACUUAUUUUUGUACUUGGAGUACAAUGUUUUAUAGAACUAAAUGAUCUAAGUAAUACAGUAAAAUUGUAUUAUUCUCUUAUUGGGAAAAUGAUCAUUGCUUUGGAAAAUACAAAUAUACUGGUCACCUUAGAAUCAUAAAUCAAAUGAAAUGAGAAAUGAUGCAAUUUGUGGGUUUUUAGGAUGGUGAUAUGAUUUUAAUUGAGUUUUUCAGUUCCAUAAUAAAGUUUUAGAAAUUAUCAA
Messenger RNA from Peromyscus maniculatus bairdii (prairie deer mouse), 5636 nucleotides. It is a transcript of the gene A1cf, whose product is annotated as APOBEC1 complementation factor. Gene Ontology annotation, molecular function: RNA binding. Lineage: Eukaryota; Metazoa; Chordata; Mammalia; Rodentia; Cricetidae. The record is from RefSeq and is a predicted model, not a curated record.